Closterium sp. NIES-67 is the source of this 596-nucleotide messenger RNA. NCBI's taxonomy places the organism in Eukaryota, Viridiplantae, Streptophyta, Zygnematophyceae, Desmidiales, Closteriaceae. The record is from the annotation of a GenBank genome assembly.
AAACUAUAUGGAAUGGCGGACAAUUCCAUCCACCGAAACGAACCACAUUCUUUGCCCACUCUUAGAUGAAUGCGUGGUGGUGAACCUGGAGGACAUCCUCAUCUACUCGCGUGAUAUGAAGGAGCACAUCGAACACCUGCGACGCGUCUUCGAAAUUCUUCGGGGAGAACGAUUCUACGUCAAAUUGUCCACGAGCGAUUUUGCUCUCGAGAAGGUCCAAUUCCUCGGACAUAUGGUAAACUCUCAAAGAGUUCACAUUGACCCCAAGAUAAUCGAAGCCGUACACACGUGGAAGACACCCGAGAACGUGAAGGUGUUGCAGCAGUUCCUAGGCUUCACCAACUACUACAACAAAUUCGUGCGACAGUUCGCGAAAAUUGUCGUGCCACUCACGAAUCUGCUGAAGAAGAACACGCCCGACAAGUGGGAACCAAAGCACAAGGAAGGCGUGGAGCAGCUUAAACAAGCACUCACGUCCACACCCGUACUCAUCUUGCCAGACCCCGAAUGCGACUACGUCAUCGAAGCUGAUGCCAGCGACCAAGCAGUGGGGGCAAUCUUGAAGAAAGACUAGGGGAAUGGACUGCAACCAAUCG